Onychostruthus taczanowskii (white-rumped snowfinch) is the source of this 1049-nucleotide messenger RNA. It is a transcript of the gene SELENOM, whose product is annotated as selenoprotein M. Gene Ontology annotation, molecular function: oxidoreductase activity. Lineage: Eukaryota; Metazoa; Chordata; Aves; Passeriformes; Passeridae. The record is from RefSeq and is a predicted model, not a curated record. Gene Ontology annotation, cellular component: endoplasmic reticulum lumen. The transcript is spliced from 5 exons.
UGCCAGUCACACGGCGCGCAGGGAUCUGCGCGCGGUCUAUGUUUCCGUUAGCGCGCGCACGUGUCUUGCGCGCGAGUAUUCGCGCAUGCGCGGCGCCGUGCGCGUGCCCGUGCCGCGCCGGACGUGGCAGCGGCGGGAGCGAUGCGGGCCGUGCUGUCGGGGCCGGGGCCGUGGCCGUGGCUGCUGCUGACGGCGGCGCUGGCGGCGGGCGGCGGCUCGGAGCACCCCCGGCUCCGCGAAACCGUGCUGCGGGACCUGGCCCGCGGCAAGGUGGAGACCUGCGGCGGGUGACGGCUGAACCGCCUCAGGGAGGUGAAGGCGUUCGUCACCCAGGACAUCCCGUUCUACCAUAACCUGGAGAUGAAACACCUGCCUGGUGCUGACCCUGAGCUUGUGCUCCUCAGCCUCCGGUAUGAGGAGCUGGAGAGAAUUCCCCUGAGCGACAUGACCCGGGAAGAGAUCAACCAGCUGGUGCAGGAGUUGGGCUUCUACCGCAAGGAGACGCCUGAUGCCCCUGUGCCAGAGGAGUUCCAGUUUGCCCCUGCCAAGUCUCUGCCAAUACUGCUGCCCCCCCAAACACCCGCUGCUGAUGGCAAGACCCCACCCAAACGUGACAAGGAAGAACACCCAGACCUCUAGCAAGGAGUGCCACCCUUAGGACAGGGUCCUGCAGCCAGUCCCCAGUGCAGGGAAUGAGGGCGUUAUGGCAGCUGGACAUGGUAUCACAGGGUGGCAAAGGUUUUUCCCCCCACUCUUGCUUGUGUGCUGGUUGAUGCCCUCCUGCCCUUGGAGCCCAUUAUCCUUGGCCAGUCAGGAGGAGCAGCAGCAUUUCUUGCAGUCUCUUGCUGUGCCCAGACGUUUAGCUGCUCCCAGCACUGGGCAGCAGUAUCCUGCCUGCAUGGGAUAGAAUGAAACCCUCAGCAGAAAGCGCCAGGUGCUAAGGGUAGAUGUGCUGAGUCCCAAAGGUGGGAGAGCUGUCCCAGGAAGGGGGCUUUACCCCCCAGCAGGGUUUAUGUCAUAUCCAGCUCCUAGUAAAGCUUUUAUUUGCA